Molecule: messenger RNA, 1992 nt
Organism: Phragmites australis (common reed)
Lineage: Eukaryota; Viridiplantae; Streptophyta; Magnoliopsida; Poales; Poaceae
Product: probable E3 ubiquitin-protein ligase LOG2
Exons: 3
Coding region: 357-1565 (402 amino acids)
Biological process (GO): protein ubiquitination
Molecular function (GO): ubiquitin protein ligase activity
Source: RefSeq, a predicted model, not a curated record
CGCGCAACCUUCCAUAACACCCCCAAAAUACACGCGGAAAAGCAAGAAGCGUGAGCACUUCCUUAUCGUCUCCUCCUUUCCUCCCUCGGCUGCCCCGAUCGAAUCGCUCGAGACUGUCCUAGGUUUGCGCAUCGAAUUCUAUUCGCAAGAGGAUUUAGUUCCAUCCCUCUCCCCUUUGAGCUUCUGAUCUUCUCGGGCGUUCUUCCGGAACUUUUUUUUUUGGUCUCGAUUUCGUUUGGUUCGCUUGCUCGAGCUUUCGAGAGCAGAAGAGGCAGCCUCGAAUUCCGAUGCACCCAGGCCUCAAGAUCCAGUUUUGAGGCCAUUCCCGAGACCCACACGUCGAUCUGCGCAAGAGGAUGGGUAACACGGGCAGCAACGGUGCAGGUGCCGCCCCUGGUCACCGCCGUCGGACCUCCGGCCACGGCCACGGCCACCACCACCACCAGGCGCCUCCGCCUUCCCUGCCGCCGGAGGCUGCCCCCAACCGCUACGUGUUCGCGGCCGCCACGCCGUACCCACCCCAGUACCCCAACCCCAACCCACCGCAGUACUACGCGCAGUACGGGAACUACUACCCGCCGCCGCCGCCAUCCGUGCCGGUGCCCCUCCCAGCGCCGUACGACCACCACCACAGGCCGCCCACAGCCGCCGUCUCCGGGGAGUUCCCGCCCCUUGCUCACCCCCACCACUACCCCGGGUGGGCUGGGCGGUACCCCUCCUACGGACCACAUCUGCCUAUGCCGGCGCCGUACGUCGAGCACCAGAAAGCUGUCACUAUCCGCAAUGACGUCAACCUCAAAAAGGAGACGCUCCGGAUCGAGCCAGAUGAAGAUUGCCCCAGUGGCUUCCUCGUCGCCUUCACCUUUGACGCCACGGUCGCCGGCAGCAUGACUAUUUACUUCUUUGCAACGGAAGAGCACAACUGCAAUUUAACAGCGACAAAAGAAGACCUAAUCAAGCCAGUUAUUGUUAGCUUCAAAGAAGGUCUUGGUCAAAAGUUCAGGCAACCUUCAGGGACAGGAAUUGACUUUUCAGUGUUUGAGGAAUCUGAAUUAUUAAAGCAGGGGGACAUGGAUGUAUAUCCACUUGCAGUUAAAGCUGAAACAGCACUGUCUGUUGAUCAACCAUUGGAAGGAGAAGACCAAAAGAUUAAAACUCCCAAUUCACAGAUCACGCAGGCUGUGUUUGAGAAGAAGGAAAAUGGGGAUUACCAAGUACGAGUUGUCAGUCAGAUCCUUUGGGUCAAUGGGACUAGAUAUGAAUUGCAGGAAAUAUAUGGAAUAGGAAACUCCAUGGAAAGUGAUGCUGAUGCGAAUGAUCCAGGGAAAGAAUGCGUGAUUUGCCUUUCAGAGCCUAGGGAUACCACUGUCCUCCCAUGUAGGCAUAUGUGCUUGUGCAGUGAGUGUGCCAAGGUCCUGAGGUACCAGACCACCCGAUGCCCCAUCUGUCGCCAGCCAGUUGAGCGGUUGCUCGAGAUCGAAGUGAAUAACAAGUCCGAAGAACAGCAGGAGACGCCCCAAUCACCACCGCUUCCACCCCCACCUCCACAGCAAGAAGAGGUGUAGUCGUGAUCAAAGUCAGCACCCUGAAAUUAUAUGAGUCUAGUUCGUGGCCUUCCGGCCUUCCCUAAACGGCGCUCUCUCAUUUGAGCGUGGGGAAUGUAACCGAUACUUUAGCAUAUGACUUCUGGCAUCGCAUGGCUUGCUGACCUCCAUACCUAGAGGUCUGAGACUGAGAUGCCAAGAGGAGUAAAUGUGUGCAACUUUGUAUCAUAUACAUCAUGCUUGCGUGUACCAUGGCUACCUGAAGAAGUGCAGGAGGAGGAUUCCUCAUGCUUGAUUGACUAAUUCCAUCAGGAAAAAAAAAACGAAGGAAGAGAAGGUGGACUCCAAGUCUGUACAAAGUCUCCCCGUUUAUUGUAACUUACCGUGAUGACGAUAACUUCAACCUUUGCUAUGCUUGAUGAGUCCUGAGUACUUUUUUAUUUAUUUA